Molecule: messenger RNA, 2580 nt
Organism: Caenorhabditis sp. 36 PRJEB53466
Lineage: Eukaryota; Metazoa; Nematoda; Chromadorea; Rhabditida; Rhabditidae
Source: the annotation of a GenBank genome assembly
AUGAUAAGUAGGAAGAAAAUCAAAGAUGAUACUACUUUCAGUCCAAACGACAGUGUAAUUUAUUACGACAAAAAAGGGAAUGUCAUUGACGCACUGAACCAAUCUGGGUAGGCUCUACUAUAUAUCACCGAAAUAUCAAUUUUUUUUAGAAAAGUUGUUGAAAUUGCCUGGGACAAAGAAGGAGAUGUGCUCGCGAUUGCUGUGGCUAAUAGCGGAACAAUAGUUCUGUGGGAUGUGAAUUCUCGAAAUACCGAUUCAGUUGAAAGCGGAGCUACGUCUUCAAAGUAGGCGUCGAAAUAAUGAAAAACCAAAUUAUGUCGUAUUCAGAGAGCUCCCAACUUGUCUAGCAUGGUCGCCGACAAGCCCCAUUCUCGUUGUAGGCAAUAACGCAGGAAACUUGAUGGUGUACAAUCACAGAACAACUAGACGUAUAGCUUUAAUGGGAAAGCAUCAACGGAGUGUGACCGGAAUUAAAGUGACUCCCGAUGAUCUGAUCAUCUCGUGCAGCGAUGAUAACACUUUGGCAGUCACGACUAUGGAUGGGACGACGGUGAACUCAAUGACCACAUCUUAUGAGCCCGCUAAUCUAAACUAUGGAAUUGUGAACGGAAAAGGAGUGAACGGACAGUUGAUGCUGAGCGCAGUACUUGGAAAGAAGCACUUGUUACUUUGCACUAUCGAUGGAAUGAAUGACCCGGCGAAUCUUCAGUUCCAGGAGAAAUACGGAAACAUCCUCUCCUACGCAUGGUAUAACGAUGGCUACAUUCUGGUUGGAUUCGAUAAAGGUUACAUCAUAUCAGUGUCCGGACAUAAGCUAGAAAUGGGAAGUGAAAUCAAUUCGUUUAUGGAAUUUCGGACUAGUCUAGCAGCUUUGACAGUCAGUCAAUCGUUCAACAAACUUCUUUCUAUCGGAGACAACUUGGUAAAAGUUCGAGAGCUGGACGAAGUGACCAAUGUGGUCAUGAUGACAGAUAUCGAUACAGACAAAAGUGGGUUAAUCAGAAGGAGAAACGAGAAAAGUCGAGCAUUUUUUAGACCUAAGCGCGAUCGAAGUCACUGACGACGGGCAGCUAGUUGCCGUUUCAUGUUUGGGCGGAGUUCUCUCGGUUUUUGUCACUAAAAUGCCGUCCUUGGCGGCUUCUUACAACACCUCUGUUUGCUACCUCACUAACCUAACACAAGUGACUUUGGUCGCCGAGGUUGAUAAAAAAGGAUCAGUCACCUUGGAACUUGGCGUUGAGCCAACUGUAAUGGGCUUGGGACCUGUAAAUUUGGCAGUGGCUAACAACAAUAAUGUGUAUUUUUAUGAAUAUCACACUCCGGCGCAAGUUCAAGCAUCGCAACAGCUACAAUCGGUACAGAGCGGAGAGAAGCGUACGAGAAUCACUCAACGACGGCGUUCAGUUCAAUUCUACAUUUCAGAAUCAAUAAUUAACGCGGAAGUGAUAAAUCGUGUCGAAUACUUGUCGACGGUAACUCACAUACAACUCAAUUAUUCGUACGCUGCCAUACACUACGGCAACAAAGUCCGGUUGCAUUCGAUUCGGAAAUCCGACGAGAAUACUUCAAUCGAGUUCCCCGAAGUGAAUCGGAGCUCGUCGCUCUUGUCGUUCGCUCUCACGGAAAACUUUUUAAUAUUUACAACGAGCGUGAGUUUUAAAAAUGAGGCAAAACUGAGCAAGCGAAAAGUUUAUCGGAAAUCGAAGAGGAGAAAGUGAGAAACAUCAAUUUUCCCGCCGACCGUUUGGCGCGCGCUCCAUUAAAUUCUUCGGCCACCGUCACGCGGCCACCAUGCGUUUUCGACGAUAGAAGUGCGAAACAGGCGAUUUUAGGCGUCUGCGCCUGUUUUUUCAGGCGUCUGCGCCUGUUUUUUCAGGCGUCAGCGCCUGUUUUUUCAGGCGCCUGUUCUGCAUCUCUACCGUACGCCUUGGGCCCCGAAAAAAAGAAAAUUGACAGAACUGAAUAUUUUCAGAACAAUUAUAUAAUCUACUUCUCGUUAACCGAAUGGGCGGUAGUGAGUGAAUACCGCCACGUGGUGCCUGUCCGAAACAUUUUUCCGCAUCCGACAAACGUUAUCUGCUGCUGUUUUGAUGAUCGUUUGGACACUAUCAUUUACUCGUAUGCUUGUAACUUUGCAAAGAUUUAUGAACUCAAACUAUUUCAGUGCCACUGACGACGAGGUGUUCAAGCUUCCGCAAGUGGGGACUAGUGCGCAUGUAAGUUGAGGAUUACUGUAGGAUUCUGAUUCUGAUCAAAAUGUUCCAGUUCAAAGGUGCUCUAUGGGAGACGUUUGUUGUGGACCGCAACACGUUCGCCGUGUUCGAUCAACAAAACAUCCACGUUUUCUUGCUGACCAAACAGCACAUCCAAGGGGAUCCAGUGAUAUACGUGAGCAGCACUCGACUCCCCCACGGCUACACCCCACUUUCCCUGAACAAAGGCAUUGUGUCGUGUCUUCUGAGCAACGGAAAACUGACAUCGGUCUUGCUGGAUUCGCACAAAACCGACUCGAUAAUUUCGGACAAGUCCGAAAAUGUGAUUGAUGAGAUUCUGACGAGAAAUUUAUUAAUGCACAGGUAA